UCACCAUUUCCCAGCAUAUCGGCUGGCGUGUCACCUUAUCUCCCUGUGCCGUGUUUGAGGGGCUAUCUCACAUAUUUCUCCCGGAGGAUUUUCACGGCCGUUCAGUCAGGGCUGUGCUGGUUAAUGGGCGUCUUGGACGGCUGCCUUUCCUCAUCCAUGUGUGCCCCUCUGAGUGCGCUGUGAGCAGCAGCAGGAGCAGAGGCAGCAGCACCUUGGAAGCGCAGAAGGAGGAGGAGGAGGACUGCUUUCUGCCGUGCCGUGCGGUGCCGCGUCGUAUAGUGGAAAUACGCUCGCUUGCUCUGGUUACUAUCAAAACCAGUCGGAGAGAAGAAGAAGAAGGACACGAAGUGAAGAAGGCUUCACAGACUCAUUUUGUGAAUUGUUAACGGGACGGGCCUGCUACAGUGGACAUGUCUUCAGAAUGAAUCUCUCAAACUGAACCGGAGUUACAACCCACAUUUUCAUCUGAAAGUAGAGAGGAGGCAACCAUGGAGGUGAAGGAACGCAGACCCUACCGCUCGCUCACGACCCGGCAGGACACCGAGCGCCGUUACACCAGCUCCUCUGCAGACAGCGAAGAUGGUAAACCCAACUCUAAAUCCUACAGCUCCAGCGAAACACUCAAAGCCUUCGACCACGACUCGAGGAUGGCGUACGGCAGCAGCCGUGUGAAGGAAAUAGUUCACCACGAAGUGGAUGAAUUCAGCCGGCAAGGGGCGGACUUUUCCCUGCGAGACCUCGGCUUUGGAGAUGGCCUUCCUUCGCAUGUCGCUACGUACAGGAGCGACAUGGGGCUGCCUCACCGUGACUACUCAGUCAGCGUGGGCUCUGACGCAGACACAGAGACGGAUGGCAUCAUGUCCCCGGAACACGCGGUCAGGCUGUGGGGCCGCAGCAACACCAAGUCGGGCCGCAGCUCGUGUCUCUCCAGCAGGGCCAACUCCAACCUAACACUCACUGACACUGAACACGAGAACACAGAAAACGGUCCUCCGCUGCAUUGUUCAUCCGCCUCCUCCUCCCCUGUUGAGCAGCUCCCAUACCCUCCCCCUUCCAUUGCAGCCAAUGAGAACCACGGGAGGUUGCUAGGUAACAGUGCGGCUCAGCCAGCCCAGGACUCUGACUCUGAGGAUGAGUUUGGCCCCAAUUCAUUCUUAGUUAAAACUGGCUCAGGGAACCUGUAUGCUCCUUCCGCUGCAACUACUGAUGACGGAGCAUUUCAAAAUCACUCUCGGCUGCGGACGCCUCCGCUACCCCUCUCCCAUUCUCACUCGCCCAAUCAUCAGCACCAUGCAGCCUCUAUUAACUCGUUAAACAGGAGCAACUACACUCCACGGAGCAACGCCAGUCCAGCGCCCACAGACAGCUCCGCUCCCCCGGAGGGUCCCGCCAGUGGUCAAGACUCCAGCAGCGUUCAGGACAACUGGCUCCUCAACAGCAACAUCCCGCUGGAAACGAGAAAUAUAGCAAAGCAGGCAUUCCUUGAGACUUUGCAGGACAACUUGAUUGAGAUGGACAUUCUGGCAUCAGCACGCCAUGAUGCCUCGUACAACGACGGGCAUUUCCUGUUCAAACCAGGUGGAACAUCACCAAUGUAUUGCACAACUUCACCGGGGUACCCUCUGACCUCCAGCACGGUGUACUCACCUCCCCCACGCCCUUUACCUCGAAACACCUUCUCUCGACCUGCCUUCAGCUUGAAGAAGCCCUACAAGCACUGCAACUGGAAAUGUGCUGCUCUCAGUGCCAUCCUCAUCUCAGUGACGCUGCUGCUGCUGUUAGCCUACUUCGUUGCCAUUCACCUUUUGGGGUUAAACUGGCACCUCCAACCCAUGCAGAGACAGAUGUACCAGCUGUCAGAAGAUAAUACAAGUGGCCUACCAUUCCCUACAGACUUGAGUUUACCACCGCUAGGCAACACGGGGCUGGAGAUACCAGAUCACAGGGGAAAAGAUGACAGCAAAUUGGACAGCUUGUUCCCGGAUGACAGCUAUAUAGAUAUGGGGGAGAUUGACGUGGGACGCAAGGUCGCCCAGCAGAUUCCUCCUGGUAUCUUCUGGAGAUCCCAGGUCUUCAUCGAUCAUCCCAUGUACCUAAAGUUUAACGUUUCACUCAGCAAAGAUGCCUUAGUGGGAAUAUAUGGAAGAAGAGGCCUUCCUCCGUCACACACACAGUUUGACUUUGUAGAGCUGUUGGAUGGGCGGCGGCUCCUGGCCCAGGAUGCUCACAGUCUGGAGGGGCCUGCAGCUCUGCAGCGGAGUCUCGUACCAAUCACCACACACGACACAGGCUUUAUCCAGUACAUGGACUCGGGCAUCUGGCACCUAGCCGUCUACAACGACGGGAAGGAAACCGAAACCGUUUCCUUCCUCACCACUGCCAUAGAUUCCAUUGAUGACUGUCCCAGCAACUGCUUUGGAAAUGGUGACUGUGUUUCUGGAACAUGCCAUUGCUUUUUAGGAUUCAAAGGGCCCGACUGUGGGCGAGCUGCCUGUCCGGUGCUGUGCAGUGGGAAUGGUCAAUACCUUAAAGGUCGUUGCAUGUGCCACAGCGGCUGGAAGGGCUCCGAAUGUGAUGUCCCCACCAGCCAGUGCAUCGACAUCACGUGCAGUGGCCAUGGGACCUGCAUUGGGGGAACCUGCAUCUGCAACCCUGGAUACAAAGGGGAGAACUGCGAAGAAGUGGACUGCCUGGAUCCAACGUGCUCGGGCCGAGGCGUUUGUGUCCAGGGAGAGUGCCACUGCUUCAUCGGCUGGGGAGGACCGGGAUGUGAAAGCCCCAGGGCCUCCUGCAUGGACCAGUGCUCUGGACAUGGAGCUUUCCUGGCAGACACUGGAACCUGCAGCUGCGAUCCCAACUGGACGGGCCACGACUGCUCUACAGAGAUUUGUGCAGCCGACUGUGGAGGCCACGGCGUUUGUGUUUCAGGCACCUGUCGCUGUGACGACGGCUGGAUGGGCGCCGGGUGUGACCAGAGGGCGUGUCACCCGCGCUGCAACGAGCACGGCACAUGCAAGGACGGCAAAUGUGAAUGCAGUCCUGGUUGGAACGGAGAACACUGCACCAUUGCUCACUAUCUGGAUAAGGUAGUGAAAGAGGGUUGUCCUGGUUUGUGCAACGGAAAUGGCAGGUGCACUCUGGGUAACAACGGCUGGUACUGUGUGUGCCAGCUGGGCUGGAGGGGCACCGGCUGUGACACCUCUAUGGAAACCGCCUGCAGUGAUGUCAAGGACAACGAUGGAGAUGGCCUGGUGGAUUGCAUGGAUCCAGACUGCUGUCUUCAGGCAACCUGUCACACCACCUCUUUAUGCGUGGGCUCGCCCGACCCCCUGGACAUCAUCCAGGAGACGCAGAUGUCCUCUGCACAGAGCAACCUGCAGACGUUCUACGACCGAGUGAGCUUCCUGGUGGGCAGGGACAGUACACACACCAUCCCUGGAGCUAACCCCUUCGACGGAAACCAUGCUUGUGUCAUUCGUGGGCAGGUGGUCACUUCAGAUGGAACCCCGCUGGUUGGAGUUAACGUCAGCUUCAUCAACAAUCCGGCGUUUGGCUACACAAUUACCAGGCAGGAUGGAAGCUUCGACUUGGUGACCAACGGGGGCAUAGCCAUAGCUUUGCACUUUGAGCGCGCUCCAUUCAUCACUCAGGAGCACACUCUGUGGUUGCCAUGGGGACGGUUCUUUGUCAUGGACACCAUUGUCAUGCGGCACGAGGAAAAUGACAUCCCGAGCUGCGACCUCAGCAGCUUCUCCCGGCCCAUCCCUGUGGUGUCCCCGGCGCCGCUCACAGCCUUCGCCGGCUCCUGCUCAGAAAGGGGGACAGUGGUGCCCGAAAUCCAGUCUCUACAGGAGGAAGUGCGUAUACCAGGGACAGAGAUGAAGCUCAGCUAUCUAAGCAGCAGAACUCCAGGUUAUAAGUCAAUUCUGAGGGUGACCCUCACGCACUCCACCAUUCCUUUCAACUUGAUGAAGGUUCACCUCAUGGUGGCUGUGGAAGGCAGGCUAUUCAGAAAGUGGUUUCCUGCAGCUCCCAACCUCUCCUAUGACUUUGUGUGGGACAAGACGGACGUCUACAGCCAGAAGGUGUAUGGCCUCUCUGAGACCUUUGUUUCAGUGGGUUUUGAGUAUGAAUCAUGCCCAGACCUUAUUCUGUGGGAGAAGAGGACUGCUGUACUACAAGGCUACGAAACAACCGCCUCCAAACUUGGAGGGUGGACAGUAGACAAGCAUCAUGCUCUAAAUAUCCAGAGUGGCAUUCUUCACAUGGGCAACGGAGAGAACGUGUUCAUCUCCCAGCAGCCGCCCGUAAUCGGCAGCAUGAUGGGAAACGGGCGCAGGCGCAGUAUCUCCUGCCCCAGCUGUAACGGCCUUGCUGACGGAAACAAACUCCUGGCCCCCGUGGCUCUUGCUUGCGGCUCAGAUGGAAGUCUGUACGUGGGCGACUUCAACUAUGUGAGGAGGAUUUUCACCACAGGGAACGUCACCAGCGUCCUGGAGCUGAGAAAUAAAGACUUCAGGCACAGCAACAGCCCUGCUCAGAAGUACUACCUGGCCUCCAGCCCUGUGAAUGGCGCGGUGUACCUGUCCGAUACAGGCAGCAGGAAAGUGUUCAGGGUCAAAUCUCUGACUGUUGUGAACAACGUUGCUAAGAAUCUGGAGCUGGUUGCUGGAACCGGUGACCAGUGUCUCCCAUACGAUGACGCUCGCUGCGGGGAUGGAGGGAAAGCUGUUGAGGCCACUCUCACCAAUCCCAGAGGCAUUACGGUGGAUAAGUAUGGGGUAAUCUUCUUUGUGGAUGGAACCAUGAUUCGCAGGAUUGAUCAGAAUGGUAUCAUCUCCACUCUUCUGGGCUACAAUGACUUAACCUCCGCUCGACCUCUCAGCUGUGAUGCCGUUAUGGACAUUUCUCAGGUACGCCUUGAGUGGCCGACAGACCUGGCAGUGAGUCCCAUGGACAACUCUCUGUACGUUCUGGACAACAAUGUUGUUCUACAAGUCUCAGAGAACCAUCAAGUCCGCAUUGUAGCAGGCCGCCCCAUGCACUGCCAAGUACCUGGCAUUGAUCACUUUCUUAUGAGCAGAGUGGCCAUCCAUGCAACUCUAGAGUCAGCAAAUGCCUUGACUGUGUCACACAACGGUGUUUUGUACAUUGCCGAGUCUGAUGAAAAGAAAAUCAACAGAGUGCGACAGGUGUCCACCAAUGGAGAGAUCUCUCUGGUUGCAGGGGCACCAAGUGGCUGCGACUGCAAAAAUGACGUCAACUGCGAUUGUUACUCUGGAGAUGGAGGCUAUGCCAAGGACGCCAAGCUGAAUGCACCCUCUUCCCUUGCUGUGUGCCCAGAUGGAGAGCUUUAUAUUGCAGAUCUUGGAAACAUUCGUAUUCGCUAUGUGCGGAAAAACAAACCCUUUCUGAAUCCUCUCAGUAUGUAUGAGGUAUCCUCUCCAAUUAAUGAUGAACUCUAUCUGUUUGAUUCCAACGGCAGCCACAUUUUCACACAAAGUCUGACAACAGGAGACCAUCUCUACAAUCUGACCUACACAGGAAAGGGAGAUAUAAGUGGUAUCACAGAUAAGAACAAGAACUCAGUGACCAUCCGACGAGACACUACAGGAAUGCCUCUGUGGCUAAUGGUCCCUGAUGGGCAGACCUUUUGGUUCACCAUUGGUACUAACAACGCCCUUAAAACUGUUGCUGCACAGGGUCAAGAACUAGCUGUAAUGACCUACCAUGGGAGCUCAGGACUUCUUUCUUCUAAGACAAAUGAAAAUGGAUGGACAACUUUCUUUGAGUACGACGGUUACGGGCGACUAACCAACAUCACUUACCCCACCGGCAGAGUAAGCAGCUACCGCACAGAAGCCGACAGCUCGGUCCGCAUCCAGACAGAGGGCUCCAAUAGAGAGGAUAUCACAGUCACCACCAACCUGUCUGCCUCUGGCAACUUCUACACACUUUUGCAAGAACAAGUUCGGAACAGCUACUUUAUUGGUUUGGACGGUUCAUUGCGGCUUGUUCUUGCCAAUGGUAUGGAGGUCUCUCUGUAUACCGAGCCCCACCUGCUGGCCGGGACAGUCAACCCCACCGUCAGCAAGAGGAACAUUACUCUGGCCAUUGACAAUGGCCUCAACCUGGUGGAGUGGAGACAAAGGAAGGAGCAGGCUCGUGGUCAAGUCACCGUAUAUGGACGCAGAUUGAGGGUUCAUAACCGGAAUCUGCUGUCGCUAGACUUUGAUCGGAUCACCAGGACAGAAAAGGUCUAUGAUGAUCACAGGAAGUUCACUUUACGGAUCCACUAUGAUCACGCUGGUCGGCCCACUCUGUGGGCUCCAAGCAGCCGUCUCAACGGAGUUAAUGUCACUUACUCCUCUGGGGGGCAUGUGGCGGGGAUCCAGAGAGGCACCAUGUCUGUCCGCAUGGAAUAUGAUGUAAAUGGCAGAAUCACGUCCCAGAUAUUUGCUGAUGGUAAAUAUUGGAGCUACACUUACCUCGAAAAGUCCAUGGUGCUGCUUCUCUACAGUCAGAGGCAGUACAUCUUUGAAUUUGACAAAAACGAUCGAUUGUCUUCCAUUACCAUGCCCAACGUAGCUCGGCACACCUUGGAGACGUCCCGCUCUAUUGGCUACUACAGAAACACCUACCGACCCCCUGAAGGCAACGCAUCGGUGCUCCAAGACUACAGCGAGGCCGGACAGUUGCUGCAGACCACCCACCUGGGCACAGGUCGCAGGGUCAUCUACAAGUACGGCAAGCUCUCCAAGCUGCUGGAGAUCCUUUACGACACCACACGGAUUGGUUUCUCCUACGACGAGAUGGCGGGGAUGCUGAAGACCGUCAAUCUCCAGAGCGAAGGCUUCACCUGCACGAUCCGCUACAGACAGAUUGGCCCGCUCAUCGAUAGGCAGAUUUUUAGGUUCAGCGAGGAGGGCAUGGUCAACGCAAGGUUUGACUAUGUCUACGACAACAGCUUCCGAGUCACCAGCAUGCAGGCGGUUAUUAACGAAACUCCGCUACCAAUUGACUUGUAUCGCUAUGACGACGUGUCAGGCAAAACAGAACAGUUUGGCAAAUUUGGAGUAAUUUAUUACGACAUAAAUCAAAUUAUAACCACAGCAGUGAUGACGCACACCAAACACUUUGACGCCUACGGUCGAGUGAAGGAGGUCCAGUAUGAGAUUUUCCGUUCACUCAUGUACUGGAUGAUGGUGCAGUAUGACAACAUGGGGCGUGUGGUGGCCAAAGAGCUCAAAGUUGGACCUUAUGCCAACACAACACGCUACACCUAUGAGUAUGAUGCUGACGGUCAGCUCCAGGUGGUCUCCAUCAACGACAAACCAUUGUGGAGGUACAGCUACGACCUGAACGGCAACCUGCACCUCCUCAGCCCUGGAAACAGUGCGCGCCUCACCCCGCUACGCUACGACAUCAGAGACCGCAUCACCCGCUUGGGAGAUGUGACAUACCGGAUGGAUGAGGACGGCUUCCUGAAGCAACGAGGGAACGACUACUUUGAGUAUAACUCAGCUGGUCUGCUGACGAAGGUAUACAACAAAGCGAAUGGGUGGAGCAUCAAGUAUCGCUACGAUGGCCUGGGCAGGCGGGUUUCCAGCAGAAGCAGCACAGAUCACCACCUGCAGUUCUUCUAUGCCGACUUGUCCAGCCCCACUCGGGUCACCCACAUGUACAACCACUCCAGCUCUGAGAUUGCCUCGCUAUACUACGAUCUGCAGGGACACCUAUUUGCCAUGGAGCUAAGCAGCGGCGACGAGUUUUACGUGGCGUGCGACAACAUCGGCACUCCUCUCGCUGUGUUCAGCGGUUCAGGCCUCAUGAUUAAGCAGAUUCUCCACACAGCGUUCGGAGAGGUUUACCUGGACACCAAUCCCAGCUUCCAGAUUAUAAUUGGCUACCAGGGAGGACUGUAUGAGCCUCUUAGCAAACUGGUCCACAUGGGCAAACGGGAUUACGAUGUCCUCGCUGGCCGCUGGACAACACCGGACAGAGAGAUCUGGAGUCAUCUCAAUAACAAUCGCAUCGUUCCAUUCAACCUGUACAUGUUCAAGAAUAACAAUCCACUCAGCAAUAAUGAGGAGACAAAGUGCUACAUGACAGAUGUGAACAGCUGGCUUGUGACCUUUGGCUUCCAGCUGUAUAAUGUUAUCCCCGGCUAUCGUAAACCGAGCACAGAGAGCAUGGAGCCCUCCUACGAGUUAGUCCGCACCCAAAUCAAGACACAGGAGUGGGACAGCACCAAGUCUUUGCUGGGCGUUCAGUGCGAAGUUCAAAGGCAGCUCAAAGCUUUCGUCAAGCUGGAACGCUUUGGUCAAAUCUACAACGCCAAAAGCGCAGGAUGUCCCCAGACAGAGGGGAAGAAGAUCUUCGCCUCUGGUGGCUCCAUCUUUGGAAAGGGGGUGAAGUUCGCCAUCCGAGACGGCCGCAUCAGCACCGACAUCAUCAGCCUGGCCAACGAGGACGGACGCCGCAUGGCCGCCGUUCUGAAUGACGCGUUCUAUCUUGAAAACCUUCACUUCACCAUCGCAGGGAUGGACACCCACCAUUUUGUCAAGCUGGGCUCAGUGGAGGGAGACCUGGCGCUCAUUGGCAUGACGGUUGGCCGGCGCACGUUGGAGAACGGUGUCAACGUCACCGUGUCUCAGGUCAACACCGUGCUGAAUGGCAGGACUAGGCGCAUCACCGACAUCCAGCUGCAGCAUGGAUCAUUGCUCCUCAACACGCGAUACGGCGGCAGCGUAGACGAAGAGAAAGCCCGGGUUCUGGAGCUGGCCCGGCAGAGGGCCGUCGGCCAAGCCUGGGCCCGGGAGCGCCAGAGACUCAGAGAUGGGGAGGAAGGCUCAAGAACCUGGACUGAGGGAGAGAAGCAGCAGCUUCUGGGUUCAGGGAAGGUGCAAGGCUAUGACGGAUACUAUGUGGUUUCAGUUGACCAAUACCCCGAGCUGGCAGACAGUGUCAACAACAUCCACUUCAUGAGACAGAGUGAAAUGGGCCGAAGGUGACAUGAACACGAGGCUGUCGGAUAACGGACUCCGAUGUAGGAAAUGGGACUUCUUGCCAAAGACAGUUGUGUACAUGACCACACUUUUUUUUUCUUUGACUGUGCCCAACUUGGUUUUUAAUAUGCUGUAAACAAGAUGACGGUUGCAAACAGUUGCACUGCACUGACAGAAGAGUGCCCUUCUCCUUCUGAGGAUUCUUUACCAGUCUUUGCCCUUCAAGUGCGGCUGCUACAGGAUGAAAAUCUGUGAUGUCUUUUGGCUUAUUUUUGUGACUCCAUUUCCUCGUACCUGUUGGUGAUUCUCUUCAAAGGAAUCUGAGAGGAGUUUUGGUGAUCCAUUGUGUUUCUCCGGCUCUCUCUUUCUGCUAACAGACUUUUGCAGAUUGUAAUUCAGAAACCUGCUCCAUUCUGCCUUUUUCUGCGCCUCAGCCAAGGAGAUUCCAUCUCUUUUAAUCACUCCUUUUUUUUAUACUUGAAGCCCUCAUAGCCCCUGUCAUCCAUUAAUAAUGAGAGAAAUUGCUGUUGGCCGUAAUGCCCUUCAUCAAAACCACAGCUGAACUUGUCAAAGCACCUUCGUUUGUGUGAUGUCUCAGAGUUCUAUGAGAGGAGGCUUUGUGCUCAUUUGUGGUCUUAAGGUUUCUGUGCACCCUGAAAUGUGCAUGUCGGCCUUUUUUAUUAAGUACAAAACCUGCAAAAAUGCUUAAUGACAGCGCCUUGCAGAAGGUAGAUCAUUUCCUGUUGGGCUUUUUCACAUUUUCUCCAGUUUCUCUACAAGCUUCGGCAUAUUAUUCUGGAUUUUAUUGGAUAAAUCAACAUAGAGGACUGUUUUAAAUAGAGAAAUCUAAAAGAUUUUCAUAUCUCUUUUACAAAUGAAACCUUAAAAGUCUGUCAUACUUUAUUUAGCUUCCACUUCCCUUGUACGUCUAAAUAAAAUCUCCUGCAACCAACUCCACCAGUCUGUAUUUUCAGUAUAAAUACAGCUGGUAUGUGAUCUCACUGGUAUGUCAGAGACUAUUUUUGAACAAAAUAACAUAAAACAGAUGAAAUACUUUUCUGAUGUGAUAUAAUAUGAAAAAGCUCAACAGACUUAAUCAUUUUUGCAGAGCUCUGCAGGCCUAAAUUGAAUAAGCGUGCAAUCUCAGUCAAUUAGAAUAUUGUUGAAAAGUAAAUUAUUUCAGUGAUUCAGUUCAAAAAGUGAAUCUCUUACAUUAUUCAGAUUAAUUAAGCAGAGUUAUAUAUAUUUAAGUUUGCAUUUCUGUUAUUUUGUCGAGCUGGCCUUUAUUGUUCCAGAUAUAGAAAUGGUUGUCUGAAAAUGUUUUGGGAAAUUUAUGAAGUAUAAAUUUUUAAUGAAUUUUUUAAAUGCAGUACCACCCAUAGGCAAAAUGCCUAUGGGUGGUACUGUGGUACACAUUUAAGGAGUAAUCACUGUCCUCUAAAUUCCCAGCUCGGUUGGCAUGCUAAGAGGCACAGCAACGCCACCCUGGCAGGAUGCGGGGAACUGAGUGCGCAGGAAGGGGCAGGGCUUAGGGUGGGCUUGCCAGGUUGGGCUUGGAACCCACUCAUUACUGCUUGCAGUUCUAGUUUGUAAUUUUAGUCAUUCUGGUGUUCAGGCUUUCAGAAAUUGCAAAUGGUUCAUUUUUAAUUCAGAAGUGUUAUUUUAUGGGCGUGUUUUAUGGGACAGUCAUUACCUUCUUUAAGUGACCUUGAGUGUUAUGAAAGACAAUUCUAAAUAAAAUGUAUUAUUGUUAUUAUUACGCCAUUGUUGUUGGCUUAACAGUUAUUAAUGCUGGCUGUUCAUAUGACACUCUGUCCAAACGCAAGAAAGUUUAGUGGGAAGAAGAAGUAGAUAUAAAAACAACGGUGAUUUUAAAGGAAGUCUAUUCAAGAAUUGCGGCGAGAUUUACAAGGCAUUCAAUGUGAAAGAGAAAAUCUGCUAAAGGCCAGGGUAAUCCCUGUUCCUUUGUGCACUUUUAAUGUGCGACACGUUUUCCUCCAUCUUAAUUUUCUCCUAAUAUGCUUGGCCACAGGUGUAUGUGAACACCCAGCUUUAUAAACAAUGAUCUUUAGUGGCAAAAUUUUGUUUUUUAGCUACAACUAAUAAUUUUCGUAAUUAACCUUUUUUAUAAUAUUCUAAUUAACUGAGAUGCACCUGUAGUAAAAGAAACAAGGGAUAUGAUAUUGGAUUUUUAUUUUUUGUGUUCCUCUUUUCAGUGAAUUUUCAAAAAUCGAAAUUUAGGAUAGAUCUUUUUGGUACGUGGUCAGACAACUCAAUCACAAAACUACAUGAAGAGCCAACCCUGUAAGAAAAUACUGUGGAACUAUUCUGUAUUAAAGAACAAAAAGGUAUUUUCUGGGACUGGUUUUGAACUAUAUUUUCAUUUUGUUUUAUAAAUAGCUAUAUGAAUUAACAGUAUAACAAAUGUGAAUUUAAAAAUAAUGUGAAUUAUUGUCCCUUCUAUUGUUGAUUGUUGUACUUGAACAAUACUUGGGGGGUGUUUGGACACAUGGAAUAAAACAAUGAGGAGGGUUUUAGUGAAAUCCCUUACUGUGUCUUUCAUUAGACUCACUGCUUUUUUUCAUGAAUUUCGAUUUCCUGGUGGGAAGCACUGAGGAGUUAAAAGUCAGUAUUCCACAACACAGCGUCCAAUCCGAUUAAACUUUGGGUGAAAAUGGUUUUAAAUAGUGUGAGGCUAGCCAGAAGGUCAAAGAAAGCAGUUAAUUCAGUCAUACAUGCUCCAUUAGCAUAUUGGCUGCAGAGGUAAAUGGGCUUUGGGUCGUACUGUGGGUCUGAUGAAAGAUACAAAUUGCCUUUGCCCAAAGGGCUGCCCGCAGGUCAGCAUAGAAAGUGCUUUUAUUCUCCAGGAUAGGGCUCCUCUUAGUUGGAGGAAAUGCAUUUGACCUGCAGGUGUUCUGGUUCCCGUUUACAGACUAAAGGUUGUCUAUACACACCAACUUUUGCCACAUGGACACUUUUUGGCCCUCGUACAUCUGUGACCCCCUCUCUCUCCUACACACACCUUCUCUUUUCAUGUCCCUCCCCUGGUGGAUACUGCAAAGGACAGUUUACUUGUGCUCGUUUAAAAAUGUCAUGAUGUGAAAACUCACAAGGAGACAAUUUUGAAAGUUGUGACAUUGAUUUGACUUCUGGUACCGUUUUGAACUAUGCCAAGCCACUUCACACUCCUGACUGUCAUUUUCCGAUCAAGCAUAUAGACUUGUCUGUGUGUCUAUAGGUGGUGAGAGCAUGAUUGAGUGUCUCAAUCUGUACAAACGAUUAAGCAAAUUGGACAAGACUUCUUUUCUUUUUUUUGCUGUUUUUUUAUGAUGGUUGAUUCAGUGGCAUUUUGUUCCUGAAAAACAAUAUGUAUGUUCAGCAUAAUAUGAAUGAAGGAUAUUUGCAUUGUGGAAUAUUGCACUGAUAAUUGUUGCGUCAUAAGACUGUAUCUUUUUCUAAAAGUUUUUGGACUCAUUUUGAGUUUCGGUUUGUUCUCAACACUGUGUUUUUAGCGCUUCUUCUGACUGUGUAAAUAUGAGGACAUCCAAGUAAGCUGUAAAUAAAAUGCAAAUGUAGAUACCUCUUAGAGCUACAUUGGUGACCCUGUGUAGUCUUAAGGUAGAAAAAAAAAUAAAGGGACUAUUUUGUGUUUA
Molecule: messenger RNA, 12661 nt
Organism: Xiphophorus maculatus (southern platyfish)
Lineage: Eukaryota; Metazoa; Chordata; Actinopteri; Cyprinodontiformes; Poeciliidae
Gene: tenm4
Product: teneurin transmembrane protein 4
Exons: 32
Coding region: 489-9014 (2841 amino acids)
Biological process (GO): neuron development; heterophilic cell-cell adhesion; signal transduction
Cellular component (GO): neuron projection; membrane
Molecular function (GO): protein homodimerization activity; cell adhesion molecule binding; protein heterodimerization activity
Source: RefSeq, a predicted model, not a curated record